GGCCGUCUUGACAAGUUCAACAGACAUUAAUAUUACCCGUCCAGUCACCUCGACCACCUACGUUUUCAAAUAUUCAGUAGUACUUGUUUGUGCCUUUAUUAUUAUUAUUAUUAUUAUUAUUAUUCUGUCCCCUACCAAUCAAUAUUCGAACUACGCCUUUUUCCUCUUGUUUAAUCGGGAAAUCUUGUUAACGCUAUGACAACCUUCACACAGCUCAACGAGCAAGAUGCCCCGGGCAUUUCCAUUCAUCCGGACCGUCGCAUCUCCAAGAUCAACCCUAACAUCUAUGCAGGGUUUACAGAGCACAUGGGUCGAUGCAUCUAUGGGGGUAUCUACGAUCCUGGUAGCCCACUGUCAGAUGAGAAUGGUUUCCGGAAGGAUGUCCUCGAAGCCCUAAAGACGCUAAAUAUCCCCGUGGUCCGCUACCCUGGUGGUAACUUUAUGGCAACCUACCACUGGCUUGAUGGAGUUGGACCAAAGGAUCAGCGUCCUUCAAGACCUGAACUUGCCUGGCUAGGAACAGAGACCAAUCAGUUUGGAACUGACGAGUUCUUGAAGUGGUGUGAGGUUCUUGAAACCGAGCCUUACUUCUGCCUAAACUUUGGCACUGGCACUCUGGAUGAAGCUCUGGCCUGGCUUGAGUACUGUAAUGGUACCCGGGACACCUACUACGCCAAUCUUCGACGAAAGAAUGGCCGCCAGGAGCCAUACAAUGUCAAAUAUUGGGCACUGGGAAACGAAGUCUGGGGGCCGUGGCAGGUCGAGCAGACUACCAAGGAGGCCUAUGCACACAAAGCAUACCAAUGGGCCAAGGCGUUGAAGCUCCUUGACCCUAGCAUCCAAUUGAUUCUGUGCGGACAGGACGGCACCGCAUCUUGGGACUACUAUACUCUGAAGCACUGCAUGCUUCCUGUAAACUCUCCCCUGUCAACCUCUGGCGUUCCCCUUAUCGAUAUGCACAGUAUCCAUCUAUACACUGCCUCUUCAUCCCACCUCCCUAAUGCCACUGCCCCCCUCGCGGCUGAACGCGCUAUUGAAAUUACUUCCUCCUUGAUCGAUCUCGCCCGGAUCGAGAACGGGGUUCCCAACGAUCAGGUUCGCCCAACCAUCUGCUUCGACGAAUGGAACGUCUGGGACCCUAUCCGUGCCGAGGGCAGCAAGGGUGCAGAGGAGACCUAUACGCUGUCUGAUGCGCUGGCCGUGGGUGUCUGGCUCAACGUCUUCAUCCGGAAGAGCAAGGACGUUGGAAUGGCAUGCAUUGCUCAGACCGUCAAUGUUAUCUCCCCUCUCAUGACAACGAAGGACGGCAUCAUCAAGCAGACUACUUGGUGGCCCCUCUACCUGUUCUCAAAGUAUAUGCGUGGCUGGACAAUCAGUGCACAUGUUUCCGCUGCGACUUACGACGGCGAGACCUCUCCAAAGUGGGUUCGUGGCGUCAAGGACACUCCCUGGUUGGAUGUUAGCGCUACCCUUGGCGAGGAUGGAUAUGUCAAUGUUGUCGUGAUUAAUAUUCACGAAGAAAAGGCCUUUGAGACCAAGUUGGACGGCCCUACCGGUGAGGUCACGGUGUUCACAGUCACGGGUGAGAAUCCUACAGUGACAAACAUGAAGGGUAAGGAGGAGGUUGGCAUUUCCGAGAGCACCUGGAGUGCCCAGGGCUCUUAUGUCUUCCCCAAGCACUCCCUGACUCUUCUGAGAUGGAAGGCUUAAGCGUUGCCACUCUUCUUCUUCUUCUUCUUCUUCUUCUUCUGCUACUACUACGACUACAACUACUUCUUUUUCUUAUUUCUUACGGAUCUUACCAUUUUAUGAGGCAUAGAACGCAGUCUAAGAAUCCAAAGCAUGUCAUUUCAUCUCCAAUAAACC
Aspergillus ochraceoroseus IBT 24754 is the source of this 1866-nucleotide messenger RNA. Its product is annotated as alpha-N-arabinofuranosidase. Gene Ontology annotation, molecular function: alpha-L-arabinofuranosidase activity. The transcript has 5 exons. The coding region runs from base 196 to 1710 and encodes 504 amino acids. Gene Ontology annotation, biological process: L-arabinose metabolic process; polysaccharide catabolic process. The record is from RefSeq and is a predicted model, not a curated record. NCBI's taxonomy places the organism in Eukaryota, Fungi, Ascomycota, Eurotiomycetes, Eurotiales, Aspergillaceae.